This is a messenger RNA of Ectocarpus siliculosus, 465 nucleotides long. Lineage: Eukaryota; Phaeophyceae; Ectocarpales; Ectocarpaceae. The record is from the annotation of a GenBank genome assembly.
AUGCCGCCGCAGCACGCGAACGACUCCGCCGACGCAGCGGCGGCGGCUGCCGGCGCCGCGGCGGCGGCUCUGAUGGGGGCCUCCGCUUUGGACUUGGAGGACGAGGAACAGGAAUACGAGGGCGAAGAAGGGGGCGAACAGAUUCAGGACGGGAGGUUCUACGAGGUGGUGUUCGAGACCGCCCAGCUGGGAAUCGUCCUUCUCAGACAGGUGGCGGGCAUGCCGACGUCUUGCCUGUCGUACGACGGAGUGGUGGACAGAAUUCGCGCCAGCCCUUGCCCUAUCAGCUUGAGGUUUCGCCGAGCAUUGUUCAAGAGCUGGUGGGGGCGAGAGUACACUUUGGACCUGUCAUACUGGGACGGUCACCGCCUCGAUGGUAUCCUCCUGGUCGGCGGGGGGGCGGGAGAUCAAGCGGUCGUGGGCUCUGUCGACGGUUUCAGGCCUAGGAAACGGCGACUGGGAUGA